Penicillium mononematosum is the source of this 897-nucleotide messenger RNA. RefSeq names its product lytic polysaccharide monooxygenase. NCBI's taxonomy places the organism in Eukaryota, Fungi, Ascomycota, Eurotiomycetes, Eurotiales, Aspergillaceae. The transcript has a single exon. The coding region runs from base 1 to 897 and encodes 298 amino acids. The record is from RefSeq and is a predicted model, not a curated record.
AUGAAGCAAUUCACCUCCGCUCUGGCUAUCGCCAGCAUCGUCUCCUUGGUCAACGGCCAUGGCUUCGUUACCACUCCGAAGGCCCGCCAGCCCGGCACCGCAAUGGGAGCCGCCUGUGGCCAGCAAGUCCUGUCCAACCAAGGCUCUGACAAGUACGGCAACAUCCAAGGCGAGCUGCAGAUCGCCUCCAGCCAGAACGACUACAAAGCCGAGGAGUGCGAUAUCUGGCUUUGCAAGGGCUACAAGUUCGCCGACAACAAGGACAACGUCCAGUCAUACACGGCAGGACAGAAGGUCGACUUCACUGUCGACAUCCGCGCCCCCCACACCGGUGUCGCCAACGUUUCCGUCGUCGACACCGCUUCCAACAAGGUCAUUGGCAAGCCCCUGAUCUCCUGGGAUGAGUACGCCUCCACCGCCAGCGGUGUCACCGACGACGAGACCAACUUCAGCGUCACUAUCCCCGACGAUCUCGGAAGCCAGUGUGCCACCGCCGGUGACUGUGUGCUGCAGUGGUACUGGUUCGCCGAAUCCAUCGACCAGACCUACGAGUCGUGUGUCGACUUCACUCUCGGUGGAGCUGGUGGCGCGGCUCCGGUUGAGUCGUCGGCCUCGACCUCCAGCGCUACGGAUAUCGCUGUUACUUCAGCCCCUUCUGUCGCUGUUCAGACCCCCACCACAGCUGCUGUUCAGCCUACCUCCUCCUCCGCGGUUGCUGCUCAGCCUACUACUUUCGCUACCACUGCCCGUCAGUCGGCUACUUCCGCCGCGUCUCAAGCCCCUACCGCCAGCGCUGUUCCCUCCGCUAGCGCUUCGGAUCUGCCUUUCCCCACUGAUAGUGCCACGGAUGUCCUGACCUGGCUUCAGGCCCUCUUUGGCAACCUGGUGGGUAACUAA